GAAAACUCGGAAGUUUCCAGGAAAAAAAAGGAAUAAAAGAUGAAUCAAUUUAACUGAUCCAUCCUACUGAUUAUUAUAAAAAAAAUGUCCUUAGAAAGUUCAAUACAAGAAAUAUGCACAAAUUUAACUUCCAACCGUGUUAUGGAGAGAAAGAAAAGUGCAGAGAAUUUGAAAGACUUCCUCACCAGAAAUGCUGUACCUUCUUUACUUACUGCAAAUACUUUCAAAAUGUCAGGUUUAACCUGGAAUAUUCUUUUUGAUGACAUCAACAAUUUUAUUAUUUUGGAGACAAAAAAAAUUGAGACAUCAAAGAAUUUUAAAACUGUUAUAGCUCCCUUGUGUAAGAAUUUAUUGCACUUAUGUUUAGCUGGAUCAAACAAAGGAAAAGCAUACAUAAAAUGUGAAAAGAUUACAGAUGCCUGUCUCUACAUUCUAAAUGAUAAAAGAUUAGCAAAUGCUAUAGGCGAUGCUUAUCUAACUCUUCUUUCUAAAUUUGUGCUUCCUGUUGAUUAUUAUAUUGGUUGCAUCUCUUCAGCUACUUGGGAAGAAAUUUUAGAAGUGUCCUUAUCAGCCUGUCUUUCGAAUAAGUCAGAAUUGGAUGACUUUGUAAAGAUGCGCCUUGUACUGUAUAUUGUAAAAAGUGCAUCAAACAAUUGCCAGUUCACUGUGCCACUGAGGGACUCCUUGCCAAAGUUUAUGGAGUAUUUUAUGAAAAUAUCAAAUGAUAAGAAAGUGCAAGAUUUCAUCAUGGAGACCAUCAUUGUAUUAAUUGAAGUGGUAGCACCUGACAGUCACCUGACCAUGUGCGAGUUUACCAAGAAAAAUUUACCUAUGAUUUUUAAGUUUUAUUUACCAUCGAUGGAACAGAAGAAAAAGACACUUUUGUUUACAAUCUUAAAGAUGUCAAUGAAGCUGCUUUAUCCUAUCACAGAAGAUGAAAAUCUGGAAAAUAAUACUAAUGGCACUGAUAUACUAAAAAGGCAUUUAAACAGUAUUUUAGAAAUUUCGUGCUUAGAGAUAGAAUAUACUAAAAAAAACAGAAAAACGAAUGAAGUGACUGAGUAUAAUGAUUUUCCUUUUGUUGCAGCAGCAGCAUUUUAUCAGGUUUUUAAAAUGACAAACCCAAAUGAAGAUGUAUGUGAGAAUACCGCAAAGAAGUCACGAGUUACUUUCAAUAAACAUAAAACGUUUGAAGAUUUAGUACAGGAACUCAAAUUUAAUCCACACCCAUGGAUCAAAAUAAUUGAAAUGUAUAUACGAACCUAUGGACACUCGCUUACUCAAGCGGAUUACUUGUCAAUUAUAAAAACAUCCGAACACAUAAUAUCAAACACUCAGAAAGGUUUAGACUUUGAGGCGGCUGAACAGUUGAUUCGUUUGUCUGUUGGGAAAAUGAAUGAUACAAAAUGUGACGAGGCAUACGAAGCUCUAUUGUCUCUUUGGAAUACUUGUCUAAGAAAUGUAGCUGUGUCAAACACAUCCAAUCGUGCUGUGCAUUCUAUUGUCCAAAGCAUUUUAAAAUUAAAUGUAUUGAAGUAUCCAGUAGUUCAGCCUCUCCUGCAAAUGUACUUUGAAAAGGGAAUGCCCAUCAGCAAUAACAGUUUCAAAACAUUGAAUGUUUUGCUCAAUAAAUUCCAUAACAAAUGUUCCUAUCUGGACAUCAGGAUGAAACUUCUUUCAUGGAUUACCACCGGAAAGAUUGUCGAUGUUGACAAUCUUGCCAUCGAAGAUAUUCUAAUAAGACUGAUCUGUAUCGAGAAUUUUGCCCUAAAACAAACUGAAAUUAAAAAAGAUAAUCGAGAAUCUUUUUAUAACUUACUAACGACGUCUAAAUGUGAUAUAUUCGAUUAUAACUUAGAGGUGGCGCCCAAAAAGGACACCACAAGCAAUGAUCAAGACUCAUAUGAGGAAAUGCGUUCAGAAAUUAAUUUUUUAAUAAUGCAGUACUUAGAAGAACUUAUGUCGUCGAGCUUAGAAGAGUUUAAAGAAAAACGAAUGCCUUUUAAAGAGUUUUCGAAAGUUACAAGUAUAGUACUAGAUUAUUUAAAAAUAAUUUUAAAAUACAAAUUAAAAAAAGCAGAAGGUGUAAGAACGAGCCAUCUGUAUACACUUCUACAAAAGUCACUAAAACUUCUAUAUACAAACUUAGCAGUCACACUACAGUCCGAUGUGCUCAUUAAAGAAAAGAUUAUAGCUUUAAAAUGUAUUCAAAGUAUUCUGUCACAAGAAUAUGUGGAGAUUCUAAGCACGGAAGUCCGUAAACACAUAGGGGAUGACUGCUUUCAUGCUAUUAGCAAAGCCAUGAAAGUUGAAAUAUCAGAGGAUGACGAAGAAAUGGUAUAUGAAGCAGAUUUGGAAGUGAACAAGCAGGGGUUGAAGCAGAGUUGUAUUUACGUCCUCGCCUCCUACUGCAGGAAACGGUGCACUUACGCAGAAGAACUUCAAAAAUGUAUACUAGAUAAAGACCUCUACGAUUUUACAUCACAUUGGGAUGUUGAGUGUGCUUUAAAGUGCAUAAAUAUAUUAAUUGAACCACAAGUAGAGUCACGUCCCUUUGAUUUAAUAUUCUGCUUAAUGCAGAACAUGUGCAAGGAAUUGUUUCGGAACACUAAAGCUACUUACGGCUUACUACAAAUUCUAUCAGGCAUAUUCGAAGAAAUUUGGCAUCUAGAUAACUCUAUGCUAAAGAAGAACAGUAUUAUUAUGGUUAAAAGUUAUUUGAGCAGGUGUACAAAAAAGUUUUAUCCGCCCCAUGUUGCGGUAUUAGUUUACGAGUGCGUUGCAAAAAUUAUUGAUCUGAAUAAUAAAACUGAUCUCGAAUUGGACGAAGCACUCAAAGAAUCUCUCGUCGACGCCAUAGUCAAUGGCGACACGCACACGAUACGCAUCUACUGCUGCCACCUGCUGAAGUUCAUAGCUAAACACUACACCGAAAAUGACAUUGAAAACUUCGGAGAAAAUCUAAAGGAUAUAUUUGUUACUAAUAUAUCUUCAACAAACGAUCUUACGAUCAAAGAUGAACUCACCAACAGAACGUUGACCGUUUUGUACAGUUUAUAUGUUUUAGGUGUAACAAAAAACAAUUUGGUGAGUAAAAUUGUUGUAACCACUCUACAGUUGCAAGUGGGGAAGAUGUUGAGUAAGGAUAUGGUCACAACGAUGUUGGACCAAUUGACGCAACGUGUAACGUCGUUGAAGAUAAACGAAUACUUGAACACAAAAAUUUUAUACAUUUUGUAUUACUGGUUCAGUAUAAAACGGAAAACUUUUGAAGAUCUCCCGUACUACCUUUUUGGUUUUGUGGAAUCAAAAUCUUUUGUCGAAAAGCACAUAAAGUGGCUCGUUCCUAGCGAAACUUUAUGGCGUUGUAAUGGUGAUAUGACGAAAAGUGCUGCUCUCAAAUAUAUCUGUGCUCAAACAGGGAGAACAAAAGAACAAGUUGUAGAGAUCUGUUUCUGCAACAUCAUUAUUUUGUGCCUGCCGUAUGUUGUCGUUAAUAAGUACAAAUUGGAAAACGAAACGCAUAUGAUGUUGGGUUCGGAAGCAGCCAAUAAGCUGUUUCAAGCGACGAGGCUGCUGCUAAACAAUGAAAAGUGGAGCAAUUUGUUUGUGGAAAAUUUGGGUGAACUGCUGCGUCUCACUGCGGCGCACACGCACACGCGCACGCAAACAAAUACGUACACAUUCUCUAAAGGCGUAUACAAAGCUAUACUGAGCUAUUUUGGAGAGCUCACCGAUGGUAACAUCAUGCAAUAUCUUUGCGAAACUCAAUCGCUUGUCAUAUUCAACAUCCUAUUCAAGCUUUGGGCGACAGUGGAUAGCGAACUAGUGUUUGAAACGAAGACGGCAUCCUUUCAAACAUAUUUAAACUUCGUGGACAGCAUCCCACUAGGAUUCGUGUCGGAUGCCUUAUUGUUUAAUUUUAUUUGCUCGAGUUUAAUUCAUGCCCUAAAGACUGGUAAAAACGACGACGAAAUUAAGUUAUUCUCCGAUGGUAUGAUCGUAAUACUGCAAAAAAUAUCAAAUCAUUCAGCCAAAGACACAGGUUUUCUGCGCAAGAGCUUAGUAUCGGAGAUAUUAUCUGCGGUAUCAUUUAACAACGAUAGGGGCUUUAAAUCCUGCGACUCGUUGGCAUCUUUUGUACGGGACGACUUUCAAGAAUAUUUUGCGGAAAGUUUGGACGUUCCCGACAACGCCGCGUCUAUUCACUACGCUUCCAAAGUAAUGUUUGUCGAUAAACUAAAAUCAUACAUAUCUAAUUUAACGAAUGCAAGCCCGGAGGUUUUGGUGAACAUGGCCAGUCUCCUAAGACAAAACAGGGAGCUGGUAAAAGAGCUAACGUUGGAGUUGAACGUGAAGGGGUUUUCGGAUGACUGCGGCAGAAGCCCCAUACACCAGACUAUAACGGCUCUGUGUAGUAUGCUCAAAUCAUCCGCGAGCGACAAGAUCAUCGUCGCGGCUGGGAGCUGCCUGGCGGAAAUAGGAAGCUACGAUCUGAAGACACUAGUGACCAUUCCACCGUUGGAUACGAACAGAAUUGUAACGAUACACCCCAAAAUGUACCUCGCCACGCAGGUGCUGUCAAGUCUGUGCGCGAUCCUCCUCGACUCCGACACGCACGUCGCCAACGAGGUCGCCAAGGCCAUCAACACCGUUCUGAUGUUCCGCGACGGGAAAGCCUCUCUAGAAUUUUGCGACUCGAAGGUGCUCCAAUCGCUCUCCCCGAGCUCGUGCGAAGUUUACUCCGAGUACGAGGUAGACGUCGAGAAGUUCGAGGCGCACAACAGUAUAAUGGGUUCCUGGGUGCCGACUAAGGGCGAGGACCACGACACUUGGGUGACCCGAGUGACGCUGAGUCUCCUGGACGUGGUAGUUUCGCCGGCGAACUACAUGAAAGCGUUGGGAUCUGUCUGCGCCGCGAAGCCGAGCGUUUGCUGCCAAGUUUUACCGGCGUUGAUGGGGCAGAUACUGGAGUGCGCGAACGAGGCCCAGACCAGGGUACUGGGCGAGCAGGUGAACCACGUCUUCAAGUACGUAUGGGACGUGAGUUUCGAGGAGAGCCUGGAGAGCAGCGACGACGCGAGCGGCUCGCGGCCGCCGUCGGUCGUGGACCACGAUCUCAAGACGAUAAUACAGUCCCUCCUGGACGUAGUGGAUUUCGUGCGCGUACAGAAGGACCACUACCCCAUCCGGCGUCGCGCAGCGGACGGCAACUACCUGCAGCUGGAGUAUGACAGGGUAUCGUGGGCGGCGGCCGCGGCGGACGAGCACCUGGCCGCAGUCUACUACGGCGAGCUGGCGCUGGCCGCGCGCCCGCUCGAACACAUGCAGGCCAUUUUCAGGAAGUGCUUCAUGGCGAUCGGCGAGUUGGACGCCAUAGACGGCUGCGGGAUAGCUCACCUGACCGGCGAGGAGGAGAAGAGGCGGCACCUCAUCAGCACGGGGCAGUACAGCGACUCCCUGCUGGUCCAUGACAUCGCGCUGUCGCGGGGCAACAUGGAGCGGGACCUGCAGCGCGGCACAGUGCUCUCCUUGCACAAGUCCGGGAUGCAUCACCUCGCGCUCCAGUACAUUAAGUCCCUCCCGGAGAAUGAGGAGCUGAAUAACAUUAAGUACGAAUGUCUAUCGUAUUUGGGUGACUGGAGCGACUUUGUCGAUACUAAGCAGUUGUACGAGGAGUCCAAAACCACGACUGGCAAUCCGCGUACCAUUAUAAAUGCUAUGCGAUACGCCUGUCUGAAAGAUUGUCUAACCAUACAACCCAACAAGUACGACAAGAGAUUGUCAAAACCCUUGGAUAGAGCGAAGCUAGCCACGGCAGCAUUAUGUAAGAAAUUGAACAUGGAAAAUUGUCAGAACGUUUACAAAAUCGUUGGAAAUUUACAAGUUCUGAGAGACAUUGAGGACUACUUCUCGGUGCGAUGCGAGGAUGUGUCUAUAGAUGACAUAAUAAAAGCGUGGAGUGUUGAAAUGUUGCCGCCGUUUCAUGAUUUCAAGCACUUGGAAACAAUAAUAUCCCAAAGGACGCUGAUACUGGAACACGCAGCCUCCAGUUAUCCGUCGCAGGUUGCACAAAUUAGUGCUCUGCAGUUACAAUAUGCCGAACUGGGUCUAUCAAAUAACCGCAUUCAGAUGGCUCAGCGUGUAGUGGCCGCCAUGAAGCACAUCCAGGACUCGGACAAGGUGACCCUGCUGGAGAGCCAGGUGUCCUGGGCGAAGGGCCACCAGGACAUAGCCCUGUCCCUGCUCAACAGCAUACUGACCAAGCAGUCCGAGGAUAUGAAGUGGACUGCUAUAUCUUUAAGGCAAUACGGUUUGUGGAUGGCGGAGUCUAAGAGGGAGAACGCGCGAGAUAUACUCAACAAUUAUUUAGAGAAGAGCAAGAACAUUCUAAAUGAAACCAACGAUGUAGAAACUAGACUUAAAGUUUAUCACGAUAUUGCUAAAUUUGCUGAUGAGGAGUAUAAACAGGUUGUCAACUACAUGAAAUCUUCAGUUUUUGAGAUAAAAGUAAAAUGUAUGGAGGACAUGAAAGACACAGCGGCGACGUUGGACUCCACACAGCAGUCGCUGUCGAGAGACGAAAAGAAAGCGCUCUUGCGAUUCCAGAGAUUGAACAAAGGUUUUAAGGAUUUGGAUGAAGCGGAAAUCGCUAACACAAAAGCCGAGAAGGAAUCUUUCUUGAAGCUCGCUAUGAGAUACUACCUCCUCUCCCUGGCUCAGAGCGAAGAGAACAACUUGACUAUAUUCCGAGUGAUAUCGCUGUGGUUCGACAAUCCUACGCUUAACUUAGAGGACGAAGACAGCGGCAAACUGGGGCAGCUCAUCAACGCAAUACCGACGUGGAAAUUCAUAACUGUUCUACCGCAGCUGGCGCCGAGACUCAACACACAGAGAGAUCAGUUUUCAAAUCAUCUUAAAACUUUGAUACUUCGUUGUGCCAAAGAACAUCCCCACCACACGUUGCCGAUACUAUUCAGCUUGAAGAACUCAGAUAAGGACCGGAGCACACUGUCAUCUGGGGCGGGCAGCGAGGAACGCAGCAAGUGUGCGGCGGCGCUCGUGGCGAAAGUGGGCGGGACCGGCCCGCAUGUCGCCCUCGUGCGGCAGAUGGAGCGGGUCUGCGAUGCGAUAAUCGCCUUCGCGUACCUGGUGCCGGAGUCAAAGUCUUUGAAGCCGCAGGCGAUACCGCGUACGGAGGAGAUUGCUAAACUGCGUCACCUCGACGCCGUGCCCGUACCCACCGACACAAUACCCGUCAGGAAAGACUGCGACUACUCCCAGAUACACACGUUGAGUGCUUUCGACAAGUUCUAUGAAUUGGUGGGCGGAAUAAACUAUCCCAAGAAAGUCUCGUGUCUUAGUUCAGAUGGGAAAAAGAGGAUACUGUUGAUAAAGGGCGAGGACGACCUCCGCCAAGACGCGGUGAUGCAGCAGGUGUUCAACAUUGUCAACACAUUGCUCGAGAAGAACCCAAUUACAUACAGGAGCAAGCUCUACAUUCGCACCUACAAAGUGGUACCGAUGUCUCGGCGCGCGGGUGCACUGGAGUGGGUGAUGGGCACGCGGCCGAUCGGCGCCAUAUUGCUGCCCGCACACGAGCGAUACAGACCCAAGGACAUGACUCCAGCCGUUGCUCGCAACAAGCUAAAGGAGUGUCACGAGCAGCGGAGGCCCACGCGGUACAAGCUGGAGGUGUUCAAGCAAAUCCUCAAGUCGUUCAAGCCGGUGUUCCACCACUACUUCACCGAGCAGUACCUCACGCCUGUCAAGUGGUACGAACGCCGGCUGGCCUACACGAAGAGUGUGGCAGCUUCGUCUAUGGUGGGAUAUAUUCUCGGCUUGGGCGACCGACACGUUCAGAACAUAUUGAUCGACGAAACUACUGCUGAAGUUGUACACAUUGAUCUCGGUAUUGCGUUCGAUCAAGGAAAAACUCUGCCCACACCGGAGACCGUGCCGUUCCGUUUGACGCAGGACAUUGUAGCUGGGUUCGGCUGCAGCGGCGUUGAUGGAGUGUUUAGAAAAUGCUGCGAGAAGACCCUGCAACUGCUGCGUGACAACCAGGAGACGUUGCUAACCAUACUGGAGGUGCUGCUGUGCGACCCGCUAUACCUGUGGACCAACAAGAAAGCCAGCACAUCUAAUGCUGGUUCCUCAUGUUCAGGGGCGCUGUCGGAGCGCGCGCUGCUGGGUGUGAGCGACAAGCUGCGCGGCGCGGAGGGGCGGGCGGGGGGCGUGGCGGUCGCCGGCCACGUGGCAGGGCUGCUGCGCGCCGCCAGCGACCCCGUCAACCUGUGCCAGCUCUUCCACGGCUGGCAGCCCUACCUUUGAAUAUCCGUGACAUUAAAAAAAAAUUGCUCUCCCAGCUCUUCCCCGGAUGGCAAUCUAAAUUUCUACCUCUAAUUAAUAACACUUUUUAUUUUAUUGGUAAGGUUUGCCAAUAACGAAUUUAUUUUUAUUUUAUCUUGUUGCGUACUUUACGAGUUUUUAGGCAGCCCUACCUCUGAAUCUCCGUAACAUAAAAAAUUGUAUGCAUGAUAUACCAGCAAUUUCAUGCGUUAUUUUUAUAUUGUGU
This is a messenger RNA of Aricia agestis (brown argus), 8578 nucleotides long. RefSeq names its product serine-protein kinase ATM (gene tefu). Gene Ontology annotation, biological process: DNA repair. Gene Ontology annotation, molecular function: protein serine/threonine kinase activity; protein binding. The record is from RefSeq and is a predicted model, not a curated record. The transcript has 30 exons. Lineage: Eukaryota; Metazoa; Arthropoda; Insecta; Lepidoptera; Lycaenidae. Bases 85 to 8334 code for a protein of 2749 amino acids.